AUGCCUGCAACAAGAGUCACAGUUAUUGUCAAUACAGAGCAGACGCAAAAGACGAUCCUUUUGGUUCCGGCCUCAAUUUCGUAUGACCCUUGUGUCUCGCCUUCGUGCCACUCAUUGGUGACUAAGAUUGCCCAAACAAAAUUGAGGUUGAAGAAACCUUGUCGCAUAUUUGCACGUGGAGGGCAGGAACUCGUCACCACUGAAAACUGGCAAGAUGCCAUUAGGAAUGACGCAACUCUGUUAGUCUCUACAGGAGAAGAUUAUGUUGGUGCAAGAACAGAAGUUUCAGAUAGUUCUCGGACUAGGGAAGCUGGCGGUGCCAGUCGCGAUUGCCCAGUCAUCCAAUUGAAUGGGCAGACAGAAGUUGAUUCAUUAUCCCUCACACAACUAGAAACUACGGCUAGGUCAUUACCAGGUAUUUUACACGCCGUUGCUCAGCCAGAUUUACAUCCUGGGACAAAAUAUCCAAUAGGAGGUGUCCUUGUUUCCAAAGGCUGGAUUCAUCCGCCUUUGAUAGGGAGCGAUAUUGGGUGCGGAAUGGCUUGGUAUAAGACAAGUCUAUCUCGUUCGCAGGUGGAGGGUGAUAAAGGCAGGAAAGUUGCGGAGAAGCUGAGAGGCUUGGAGGGUCCAUGGAGAUCGCAUGCAGAACAAGUCACUUGGCUCGGUCAGGUAGGAGGCGCAGGUCAGAAAUGGGAUGCUUCACUUGGAACAAUUGGUGCUGGAAACCAUUUUGCUGAACUACAAGUGGUAGAGGAAUCAUCUCCAGGACAUGGAGAGGCCGGAACGACAUCAUCAACAGAGCUUUCCGAGAACGAUGUCAUCUUGCUUGUUCAUUCUGGAUCACGUGGAUAUGGUGGUGAUAUACUCAAGCGACAUACUGGUAAUGGUCGCGACAGCAUACCUGAAUCGGAAGCAGGAGACUAUCUCCAGGAGCACGACCAUGCCUGCCAGUGGGCCGAGAGGAAUAGAGACCUAAUCGCCCUUCGCUUCCUCUCGAUCCUGGAACCAGGUCAAGAGUCAUGGAGUCCUGGCAAAAACGAGCCCGGUCAGCCAGUAGCUUCAGACGAAAUCUGCCACUCGUACACCGAAAUCCAAAAACGCAAAGUCGUCGACAUCUGGCAUAACAAUAUUGAACGGACGCUCUGGCCUCCCUCAAACCCUCACGCCAUCAGCGAGGGUCAAGAACAGCAGCAAACAGCAUACAUUCACCGCAAGGGCGCCGCACCAACGUACCACCCCUCAACAAGACAGCCCCUAAACAUUCUCCCUCUGCCAGGCUCCCGGGCUACACCAACCAUAAUCCUCCACCCAACCUUCAGCACCACCAACGAUUUCGGGCGCGUGAAUGCACUAAGCCUGGCCCACGGAGCGGGUCGUGCAAGAUCCCGAGCAGACGCGGCGACCCACGUGGCGGAGAAGUAUAAAGGGCGAGCAGAUGACUUGCUUCGAGGAGACUUUGUACGCGCGGAUAGGCAUGGGAACAAGAAGGUGGAUGACGGGCAAGGUAGAGACAUCAAAGGGGGUACAUGGGUGGUUUGCGAGGACAAGCAAUUGGUGUGGGAGGAGGCAAGUGAGGCGUAUAAGGAUGUCUGGAAGGUUGCAGGUGACUUGGUAGCGAAGGGAUGUGCAGAGCGAUGGGGUUGGUGCAGAGGGAGGGUCAGCUACAAGGUCAGGAAGGAGUAA
Molecule: messenger RNA, 1683 nt
Organism: Bacidia gigantensis
Lineage: Eukaryota; Fungi; Ascomycota; Lecanoromycetes; Lecanorales; Ramalinaceae
Exons: 1
Coding region: 1-1683 (560 amino acids)
Biological process (GO): RNA processing
Molecular function (GO): RNA ligase (ATP) activity
Source: RefSeq, a predicted model, not a curated record